Hyla sarda is the source of this 1314-nucleotide messenger RNA. Its product is annotated as pancreatic lipase-related protein 2-like. The record is from RefSeq and is a predicted model, not a curated record. Gene Ontology annotation, biological process: lipid metabolic process. Gene Ontology annotation, molecular function: triacylglycerol lipase activity. Lineage: Eukaryota; Metazoa; Chordata; Amphibia; Anura; Hylidae.
UUUAUACUUUGGACAUGUACGCACGUGGCGAUACCACAUAUGGAUAGACACAGAUAUUCCGCAUCUGUUACAUUCUCCUGUUGUCCCUCGUGAGAUGGUAAAUUUCCACAUUACAGGGAGGUCUGAAGAGUCUUCAGCUGACAGCAGCUCCGGGAUACAAAGAUGAUGCUCAUCUGGACCAUUGGUAUUUUCUUCUUUGCCGCUGUAAAAGGCGGUGAGGUUUGUUAUAACAGACUCGGUUGCUUCUCUGAUGCUAAACCAUGGGCUGGUACCGUAGAGAGACCCAUCACCAAAUUACCGUGGGCCCCAGAGAAGAUUAACACCCGUUUUCUUCUUUACACCAGGAGUAACCAGAACAGUUACCAGGCCAUUAGCGCCACCAACCCCUCCACCAUCUCCUCCUCCAACUUCCGAACUUCCAGGAAAACCCGUUUUGUGAUCCACGGCUUCACCGACAGCGGAGAGUCCAGCUGGCUGUCCGACAUUUGCAGGAAACUGUUCCAGAUUGAGGAUUCCAAUUGUAUCUGCGUGGACUGGAGCGGAGGAUCCCGCACUCUCUAUUCUCAGGCUUCUAACAACAUUCGCGUCGUGGGCGCAGAAAUCGCUUAUUUCUUGAACGUCCUUCAGAAUAACUUUGGCUAUUCUCCCGGCAAUGUCCACCUGAUCGGCCACAGCCUGGGCGCCCACACCGCCGGGGAGGCUGGAAAGAGGAAGAGGGGCAUCAGCAGGAUUUCAGGCUUGGACCCCGCUGAACCCUACUUUCAGAACACCGCCACCGAAGUUAGGCUGGACCCAACCGAUGCCAAUCUCGUCGAUGUCAUUCACACAGAUUCCGGCCCUCUGGUUCCCAGCCUGGGCUUUGGAAUGAGCCAGUUGGUCGGUCACCUGGACUUUCCCAAUGGCGGCAUCCACAUGCCCGGGUGUCCUCAGAACAUCCAGAUCCCCAAUGUCAAUGUGGAAGAUAUCUGGAAUGGAGUCGUGAACUUUGUGACCUGUAACCACAUGAGAGCCAUCAAGUAUUACACCGACAGCAUCACCAACUCCAACACCUUUGUGAGCUACCCCUGCUCCAACUGAACAACUACAAGGCCGGCAGCUGCAAAUCUUGCCCAAGUGCCGGAUGUCCAAAGAUGGGUCACUAUGCCGAUACUUACCGUGGUGUCACCUCCUCCAGCCAAGUCUUCUAUCUGACCACCCCAUAAUCCAUCACAACAUGACCAAUGGUUUUGACCUUUUUUGGACUUUCAUUCGGCUGCAGUGUUAUGAUAUCUGGGAUCAUGUAACAUAAAAUAAUAAAAGUUUUCUUACCCAUCA